Syngnathoides biaculeatus (alligator pipefish) is the source of this 1065-nucleotide messenger RNA. It is a transcript of the gene mkrn2os.2, whose product is annotated as MKRN2 opposite strand, tandem duplicate 2. Bases 279 to 968 code for a protein of 229 amino acids. The record is from RefSeq and is a predicted model, not a curated record. The transcript is spliced from 4 exons. NCBI's taxonomy places the organism in Eukaryota, Metazoa, Chordata, Actinopteri, Syngnathiformes, Syngnathidae.
GGACGUUCACGCUCGCCCUGAGGACACAACAUUAGGGACCCCAACCCAACGUCAGCGAGGACGGACGACGGGCCGUGAUGUCGUUCCAAAGUCAAAAUAAAGCGCCGCUGUCCCCCAGUCUUGUGCAGAUGACACCACCAGGACCUUCUUUCCUGUUUGAGUGACGAUCGUGCCGGCCAGGCCACGUGAAACCAGGCACCCGAGGCCCGGUCCUCGUUUCUGUGCAACCUGAUAGGGCGCGCUCGUCACGUGACACCCGGGCGCCGCCCGAUCCGUCCAUGGACGACCCCGCCGUGAUCUGCGUGCGCCACGAGUGCCUGAAGGAUGUUUUCUGCUUCUCGUUACCGCAAACGUGCCCGGCGUGCGGCGAGCGUCUGGCGGGACGACGCCUGCGGGAGCCGCCGGUCGCCAUUCCCAACCCGCUCUGCGACGGACACAAGACGCCGUGCUGCCUCCUGGUUGCGCCGGCGGGCCGCAACGCCGACAGAGACUUUUCCGGAACGUGGGAACUUCACACGGGGAUCUCCAACACCUCAGGCGUGGUCUACAACUACACGGAGAGGGGCGUGGUCCGAGACCGGAACGGCUGGCGCGGCUGCGUGAGCGUCCCCCUGGUGAGACCCGACACCUUCCACCUCCUGGCUCAGUGGGAUCGCUAUCUGGAGCAGUUCUCACGUGGACCCCUGUGGGACCCCGCCCGCCGCAGCUUUGCCGAGGACUCCCACAACUGUCUGACGUUCUGCGUGGAGUUCAUCAACGGCGUGCUGGCCGCCGAGGCCCCGGGCCCGGCUCGCGUCAGCAGGGACGCCCUCGCGCGCGCCAGGAUCCUGCCCGCCGUGAGCCGAGCGUGCAAGUUCGCGGCGCUGUGCCGACACCUUCGACGGCGACAAUUCUACGUGGCCGACAGGCGGCCCGCGCCCACGACGUCGCCGAUUCGCACUCUUCACCAGGGGGAGCGGGACUUUUGAACGCGUUCCGCCGUGUCGCAGUGUGCACUCGUGUGCGUGUGGAGGGGCUCCCCCGUCCGCCAGAUGUGCAAAUAAAUCAUACCGAUGUUUGCUUUUG